Messenger RNA from Pipistrellus nathusii (Nathusius's pipistrelle), 1011 nucleotides. The record is from the annotation of a GenBank genome assembly. NCBI's taxonomy places the organism in Eukaryota, Metazoa, Chordata, Mammalia, Chiroptera, Vespertilionidae.
AUGGAGGAGACGCCGCACAACUGUCCGGGCACCUGCAGCGCCCAGGCCGGCCUAGGGGCGGCAUGCCAAGGGUGCCCCAACCAGCGGCUGUGCGCAUCAGGCGCCGGCGAGGCUCCAGACCCUGCCGUAGAGGAAAUCAAAGAGAAAAUGAAGACCGUGAAACACAAAAUCUUGGUGUUGUCUGGGAAAGGCGGCGUUGGGAAAAGCACGUUCAGCGCCCACCUUGCUCACGCCCUAGCGGAGGAUGAAAACACGCAGGUUGCUCUUCUAGACAUUGAUAUAUGUGGGCCGUCCAUUCCCAAGAUUAUGGGAUUGGAAGGAGAGCAGGUGCACCAGAGUGGCUCGGGCUGGUCUCCAGUGUUCCUGGAAGACAACCUGGGGGUGAUGUCAGUGGGCUUCUUACUCAGCAGCCCCGACGACGCUGUCAUCUGGCGAGGACCCAAGAAGAACGGCAUGAUCAAGCAGUUCCUCCGCGAUGUGGACUGGGGAGAGGUCGACUACCUCAUCGUGGACACCCCACCCGGGACGUCGGACGAGCACCUCUCGGUGGUCCAGUACCUGGCCGCCGCGCGCAUCGAUGGCGCCGUGAUCAUCACCACCCCCCAGGAGGUGUCCCUGCAGGAUGUCCGGAAAGAAAUCAGCUUCUGCCACAAGGUGAAGCUGCCCAUCAUCGGGGUGGUGGAGAACAUGAGUGGCUUCGUCUGCCCCAAGUGCAAGAAGGAGUCUCAGAUAUUCCCGCCCACCACGGGGGGCGCAGAGGCCAUGUGCCAGGACCUGAAGAUCCCGCUCCUCGGCAAAGUGCCGCUGGACCCGCACAUAGGGAAGAGUUGUGAUGAAGGACGGUCUUUUUUGAUUGACGUGCCGAAUUCACCAGCUACAUUAGCCUACAGAAGUAUAAUUCAAAGAAUCCAGGAGUAUUGUAGUCUCCAGCAGCCAAAAGAAGAAAGGACCUCGUUAGCUCCUGAAACACAGGGGGACAUGGACGCGAGCAGCACGGCCAUUGUGUCCUGA